AUUGUGGCCCCCUUCCACGUCUCGAUGCGGGGAGCAACGCAGUCAGGCCCGCAUGUAAUGUGGGAAGCAUCAGCCACAACAAAUCGGAACGGGCUCCUCAAGAAAGUAUGAAACCUGCAUGUCGUAUUUAAGGGGAACUGAUGAUGCCUUUAACCACACGUGCACAUGUAGUUCCACAAGCGGACCGCAAGGCGGCGUCAUUCGCUUUCCUAGUUGUAUCCGGGUCACGGACUUCUCUCCUCUCCCCGCACACGUUCGCUGUGUUUGUUCUAUGGGUUUUGUUCGCGUGGACUAUAGUUUCCGCUGACACGAUGUAAAACGCACAAUGUGCUGGCUGACUGCGGUCCGGGGACAUAUGGCGUCCAGGUGGUCACGUGGAAACGCACCUGGGAAGCCAGAGUAGGCUUUUCCUCACAAUGAAGUUCGCCUCCUAAUAUUUUCAUUCAGUUACUAGCGUAUGUGGAAUCAAUGUCAGUUAAGCUUUGACACACAGACACACUCAUUUAAAUAACCUUUUCAUAUCUAGCGUAGCUUUUUUGUGUGUGCGCGUGUGACAGCCGAACUACUUUCAGUUCAACCCCACACAACCCAACGUGGAUGAGUUGUCCUUAGCUCACGUGGGGCAGAUUCUCACGCUAUCGCUGAAGACAGCGAGCUUUGUCCUUGACGUCAAGGAGGCCGGCUCGUCCCUGGAUCGACUGAACUAAACCGCAGCCCCCCAGUAGCUGCUGGCUGAUCUUCUGGAUGUGUCCCAUCGUGCAGCCCCGCCCUCAAACCCCGGACCCGGCUGCCGCCUGUCAGCCGCCCCGAGGAGCGACAAACUUCACACAGCGGUCCGUGUUUCCAGUCGCCGGAGGGAAGAAAAAUGUUGGAUCGGUUCGAGUCAUGAGACUGGGCAUGACGGUGAGGCCCGAGCUGAGGGUGUGACCACAUCAGGCUGAAACUGCUGAAGUAAGCCGCCUCAACACAUUAAACCGUCUGCCGCAGCGGGGAAAAGAUGGGAAAGGCCGAGGAGGAGACGGAUAACGUGGGGAAACUGUUUGAGGACUUUGUUCAGGCCUCGACCUGUAAGGGGGCCCUUCAGGCCUUCAACGUCCUCUGUAGGAAGCUGGACAUCGAUCCUGCGGAGAAUGACACCUUCUACAGCAGUCUGAAGGCGAAGGUCACCUCCUGGAAGGCCAAAGCUCUGUGGAGUAAACUGGACAAGAGGACGUCCCACAAGGAGUACAAGAAAGGCCAAGCAUGUGCGGGCACCAAGUGCCUAAUCAUUGGAGGAGGCCCCUGUGGCCUGCGGACAGCCAUCGAGCUCGCUUUGUUGGGAGCCAAAGUGGUGGUGAUUGAGAAGAGAGACUCGUUCUCCAGGAACAACGUGCUGCACCUUUGGCCCUACACCAUUCAUGACCUGCGUGGCCUCGGGGCCAAAAAGUUCUACGGCAAAUUCUGCGCAGGAGCCAUAGACCACAUCAGCAUUCAGAAGCUGCAGUGCGUCCUCCUGAAGAUCGCUCUGAUUGUUGCAGUGGAGUUUCACAUCAAUGUGGAGUUUGUGAAGCUUUUGGAACCUCCAGAGGAUCAGGAAAAUGAAGGGCUCGGGUGGAGGGCUGCGAUCCGACCUGCGGAUCACCCUGUGGCUAACUUUGAGUUCGAUGUUGUGGUGGGGGCUGACGGACGCAGGAAUACUCUGGAAGGUUUCAAAAGGAAGGAGUUCAGGGGAAAGCUGGCGAUAGCCAUCACAGCCAACUUCAUCAACAGGAACACCACUGCGGAGGCCAAAGUAGAAGAGAUCAGCGGCGUGGCCUUCAUCUUCAACCAGAAGUUUUUUCUUGACCUCAAAGAGGAGACAGGUAUCGAUCUGGAGAACAUUGUGUACUACAGAGACAACACACAUUACUUUGUCAUGACUGCAAAGAAACAAAGCCUGCUGGACAAGGGAGUCGUCAUCAAUGAUUACGUAGACACCCAGAUGCUGCUGAGCAGUGAAAAUGUCAACCAGGAAGCUCUUCUUUGCUACGCCCGAGAGGCUGCUGACUUUGGCACCAACUACCAACUUCCCACGCUGGAUUUUGCCAUGAACCACUGCGGGCAGCCGGACGCAGCGAUGUUUGACUUCACAAACAUGUACGCCUCUGAGAAUGCUGCUCUGGUCAGGGAGCGAUUUGGACACAAGCUGCUGGUGGCUCUGGUUGGCGACAGCCUGCUCGAGCCCUUCUGGCCCAUGGGGACCGGUUGUGCCAGAGGCUUCCUGGCUGCCUUUGACACGGCCUGGAUGGUAAACAGCUGGGCUCAGGGUCGGACAGCGCUGGAAGUGCUGGCAGAGAGGGAGAGUAUUUACAGGCUACUUCCCCAGACAACACCUGAAAACAUUGCCAAAAACUUUGAUCAGUACACCAUAGACCCUGGGACUCGAUACCCCAACCUGAACUCCGCUUGUGUCAGGCCACACCAGGUGCGUCACCUGUUCAUCAGCAAAGAGCUGAAUCCCUGCUCUUUGGAGCGUGCUGCAACCAUACGUCGCCCGGUCAAUCUCUGCAGACAAAAGUCAGAGAUCAGACCAGCGAGGCUGCUUACAUGGUGCCAGAAACAGACGGAGGGCUAUAGGAAUGUGAUGAUAACGGACUUGACGUCUUCUUGGAAAAGCGGUAUCGCUCUGUGCGCCCUCAUCCACAGGUUCAAACCCCAGCUGAUAGAUUUCUACUCCUUAAAAGAGGAAGACCACUCUAUCAACCUCCAGCUGGCUUUUGACAUCAGUGAGCGUGAAUUUGGGAUCAGAUCAUUCACAUCUGUGAAGGAGCAGGGUGCCGAUCAGGAGCUGGAUAAGACCGAGAUGAUCACCUACCUGUCCAAGUUCUACGAGCUGCUGCGUGGCACACCUUUACCUGCCUCAGGUUCCAGAGAUGUGGAUGAAAACAAUGAAGAUUAUCCAUCCAAGGAAGUCCGAAGCAAUAACAAAGGGCUCAACCUUGCUCUGCCCAGGAAACGGGUACCGAAGGAUGAAGAGAAGUCAGACGGUGCAGAUCCCAUUUACAAAAGGAGACGGAAAUUCUGCAGUUAUCUGGAGGAGGCCACCAAUUUGUCGAGUAAUGGCCCCGCAGUGCAAGAGGAGGGAGGGCCCAAGGAAAACAGAGUACGCUCCAUGGCUAAUCAGUUGCUGGCCAAGUUUGAAAGCACACCAAACUACAGCGUCCGGAGGACACAGUUGGAGGACAGUAUCAGUAAGGAAGCAGCACGCUUAGUGCGAUUGCCUUCAAAGACUCGGCCCAAAUCUCCCCUCCAGCCAGAAUCCCAACAUCCAUUUUCACUAGUGAGGCUCAGACAUGUUGAUCGGACGCAUACUGAGGCGAAGCCCGAGCCUCAGCCGGAGAGUGCAGACCCCCCUGCUUCCUCUUCUCCCUCCUGCCAAUCAGCAAUCCAUUUCAUGUCAAGAGUGCUCCGGCGCCUCAGGGAGGUGGACGAACACGUCUCUGAGAAAAAAGCUCAGACACAACAGGCUAGAGAGUUUCACUCAAAGAGUAUAAAGGACAAAGCUGUUCACCUUAGUGGGUUGUUCUCAUCAGAAAGCUCAGCUGCACUCGAGGGCAGCUCAGUCCGAAGGGCCUUCCCCCCCUCGGGUGACAAGUGUCACUCAUGCGCGAGGCGUGUUUACAUGGUGGAGAGGGUCUGCGCCGAGGGCCUCUACUUCCACAGGGAGUGUUUCCGCUGCUCCACCUGCAGCUCUGCCCUGCGACAGGGAGCACAUGCUUUCGACUCGGAGCAGGGACAAUUGUACUGCAAACUGCAUUUUGAUCAACGGAAAAAUGGAACAAACCUACAGAGGACUUUUUCUCUGCGUUCAAAUCGUUCCGGAGCGGGAGCUCAGGAGCGUUGUGUGGACGAUGGACAGGGCUCGGAGUCCAGCGGCACGGCGGACCCGCCGAGUGGAUCCUCAGCAGGUAUCUUCAGCUCGUUCGUGAGGAAACAGCUGAGCAGGCCCCUGAGUGCGAUUCGUGCCGUGUGCAACGCCCCCUGCUACCUGUCUCGCCGCGUGCGCAGUGCAGCACGGGCCCUCGCCGGCCACCUCAGGCACAAUGGCCACGAUUAUGCGUUCCUGUACGAGCUACUGAGUGUAGGUUUGCCCCUGCUGCUCGUACUCCACGAAGUGUUGCUGCAGAUGAACACAGAGGCUGUGCCUGACGGGCCCAGCUCUCUGCAGCCUCUACUGCUGUUGCUGCAGGAGCAUUUAGGGCAAAGGCUCAUCUAGACGCACAGCCGUCUCCAGCUGUUAGUAUUUGACCUCAAAUGCCAUUAAAUACGUGACUGCGCCAUUAGCAGGAGUUUUCUGGUGAUGAUACUAUUUGUUGCUAUGCACAAGCACCUUUUGUAUUGUUUACUUUUUUUUUGAGGAUACUGCUGUGUGUCUGAGAUGGACUCGUGUAUCAAAGAACAGACACUGUAGGUUGCUCAUGCAGCUUUUUUUUCUAAUUUCUACAGGGUUUAAGAAAGCGUCACCAAAUAUUUUUGCGGUCGGUUUGAUGUGGAAACUACAUAAUUUGCACAGUUGGAAUAAGGUAAAAAAAAAAUAGAUUCAGUGUAGUUAGAGUGAAAAUAAAACGGCCAGUAAAAACUUGCUGUAAAACUUUUUACAAAUUGAUCUUGCAGUUAAAAUGUCUUGACCGACUUACUUGAUGCACUUUAUCGUUUGAACUGCCUCGUCGGCGCAGCAGUAAACUGCCACAUUGAAAAGCAGGUUUAUGAGUUAACACUGACCACAGGGCUGGUUUUCUAUUGACUAUGCAUAUGUGCUCUUGCAAUGUGCUUUUUACUUUACUUUGAGUGUUUAAUGCACCUGUCAGUAGUUAUUUUCUUUUAUACAGUUACCAUUCGGUUUAAUUUUAUGAGCAGUUUUUAUAGAUUCCUGAAUGGAUAACACCAAGGAAUCCGUCUGGUGAGUUGCUCUCUCAGUAUUAAGAUUAAUUUGCUGCCAUCUACUGUUGACUUUUAGAAAAAAUAUGAAAACAAAAUGAGAUGCCCCGCUCCCCCCCUUUUUUCUGUAUAACAAUACAGUCAAUUUAGUUUUAAAUGAUUGAUUCAUGAAUGAUUUUCUGAUUUUCUGAUCUACUGUAGACAAUAGAAGCAGGUGAGCAUGCUGUGAUGUGUUUGGAUUAGCUUACUUCUCUUGCCUUAUUUGUAAAGUAUGUCAUUGCCUCUCAGACUGGAAGCUACACCGUUGCUUCUUACUCAGAUACACUAAUCUAAUUCAACGAUGCUUGUGACGCACUCAAAGCACUCAAAAUGAUACUGUCAUUAUUUUAUGUGCUGAAUAUUAUUUUCAUUAUUUGUUGUAAGCUGCAAAAUGUUUCAUUUAGUAAGUCUGCUGCAAUUGAUAUAAGCUGGUUGACCGAGUUUUAAGACACCAAAUAACUAUUUUCUUGCACACACUGACUAGAACUGUGUCAUAUUUACUUUAUACAUAUGUGGGAAGACAAUACAGCAUGUGUAAUAGUGUAAAAAAAACAAUAUUGUUUUCGUUAUGAAUGCCAGUAUUUUACUUUUUUUUCAUAAAACCUUCAGCCUUUAUUUGUGUCUGUAUGUUCUCUGUUUUAGAUCUUUGUUCUCUUUUCCUCUUGUUCAGCUGAAACCUUUUAUGAGUGUGAGCCAGCUUGAUGACUGGGAGAAAUGACAUUUUAAAGGUGAUCACCUGCAUGGUCACGUCGCAGUGUGUCAUACUUGUGAUGUGGCUCGAGAAACUGACGAUAUUUGACUGACCAAAUGUUUCUGAUAUCACAAAACGACAUUGGUGAAGUGAUUGCAAAUUUUUGCUUUUAGUUUUGACGUAACUCGACUCAUAACUAAUGAGCGGCCUCAGUGAUUUUUAUCCUUUGGCUGUUUUGGGAAUGGUACUAACUAAGCCUGUUUCAAAACUCCUAAUUUGCUGUCUACAUCUACUACAUCUAGUGGUUCAAAUAGUAUGAAUACUGAGAUUAAAGUCUGAUUUGAGAAAUAGCACUUGUAAAGAUACCAAGGAAACCUCACAUCGGGCUCAAUUUUGUCUCUUUUUGCCCUUUCACUUACGGUUUCUUCUCAAAACCUUUUUCAGAUCAAAAUCAGUUCUGUUAGGAUUUACCAAUUGUUAAAAAGGUGCACAAAGGUACAUUCUCUCUUAAAGCUUUUGAUUGCAUCACAGAAGUUAUCAAGGUUUUGCAGAUGUUUGAAGUUUUAUGUCUCUGAGAACUUCCAAUGUCCACCUUUACAGACUACGGUUUCCAGGUGAGUAAUAAUAUUUUCUUAAAAUUGUAACCAAUAAAUUCUCUUCUGCUUGAGAGCUCAAUCCAAUGUAAUUCUUGUCAGGUUAAUUGCCAUAUAUGGGUACGAACACUAGAAUAGCCCUUCUGGAAACCAUUAGAUCCUAAAUGUGAAUAUGUUUUUUUCUCUGUUCGUGAGAAUGAGCAUUACAAUAAGCCCCCUCCUCCCUACUUUUUAAUAAAAGCAAACAAAGUUUUUCACAGUUCCUGUUAAACUCACCUUGCAUGAGUGUGAACCAGUUUCCUGGUUUAAAACAUUUUUUAUAUUUCCAUGAUGAUCUGAGAAUAACUGCAAAGAACCAGCAACAUUCAUAGAAACCCCGCCGUUCAGAGUGUGCAUUGAUCUCUGUGAAUAUGUUUUCACUUCACAACUUCCUGGUUUAUAAAACCCAUUAAGUGCAUUUCUGUAUGUACUGUGAUGGAAAGCGUUCAGGGAUGAGGGCUCCAUUGACUUAAGAAACUAAGACAUGAUUCAACUCAAUCGAAAAAAGUCUUUGACUAGAUUCUGUUGAUGCUUCCAUUCUCUUUGAGAAAAUAGUGAUGGGUAAUUACACUUUAUGAAAAAGACAAUGUCCACCAUUUAUCAUUUCCACCAUGACUUCUGCCGCCACUACUGUUAUUAUGAUGAGAAUUGAAUAGGAUACACAUCUUGAAUUGAAUAUCUAGUGAUAAACAUUGCAAUAAUUGUUUCUUGUUGUUUUUCAUCCAGAAGCUACUACACAAGUGAGGUGUCACUUCACCCACAGAGGACUGAGAUUUAAGGAAUAAUUAAAAUUCUUCAUGCCGUUCAUGAUGUCUACAAUUGUUUGUAAUUAAUGCUGACUUCCUGAACCUCUGUAAAAUAUAUGUUCUGGUUUUGUAGAGUGAUUCCUGGAUUGCUUUUUGUCCCACCGUAUUUCUCAAUAAACGGUUGUCCGUUAUCUGACUUGAAUAUUUUCAAUUAUUUUAAGCUGGUUCAUUUUCACCGCCAAU
Molecule: messenger RNA, 7247 nt
Organism: Pungitius pungitius (ninespine stickleback)
Lineage: Eukaryota; Metazoa; Chordata; Actinopteri; Perciformes; Gasterosteidae
Gene: mical2a
Product: microtubule associated monooxygenase, calponin and LIM domain containing 2a
Exons: 21
Coding region: 998-4234 (1078 amino acids)
Molecular function (GO): FAD binding; protein binding
Source: RefSeq, a predicted model, not a curated record